Molecule: messenger RNA, 1815 nt
Organism: Rhincodon typus (whale shark)
Lineage: Eukaryota; Metazoa; Chordata; Chondrichthyes; Orectolobiformes; Rhincodontidae
Product: lipoprotein lipase-like
Exons: 9
Coding region: 1-1539 (512 amino acids)
Biological process (GO): lipid metabolic process
Molecular function (GO): apolipoprotein binding; lipoprotein lipase activity
Source: RefSeq, a predicted model, not a curated record
AUGAUCUCCUGCUCGGGGUGUUGUUCUGGUUGGGUGCCUCCUCUCUCCCAGUGUCUCUCGCGUUGCAGUAAAUGCCUCCUGUGUCUCUUUUCCCCAGAGAGUGGUGCUCAGCGCCAGACCAACCAUAUCGAGGAUCUGAACUCCAUUAAAACCAGGUUCUCCCUGCAACGUGUGUGGAAACCAGAUGAGAACUUGUGUUACAUCAUCCCUGGGCAAGAGAGCUCUCUGAGCAAAUGCAACUUCAACAGCACCACCAACACGUUCCUAAUCAUCCACGGCUGGAGUGUGAGUGGAUUGUUUGAGAGCUGGAUUGAAAAGUUAGUUAUCGCUCUGUACCAGAGAGAGCCUGAUGCCAAUGUCCUUGUUGUGGAUUGGCUUGAUCGUGCCCACCAGCAUUACCCAAUAGCAGCCCAGAAUACUAUGUUGGUUGGUCGAGACAUCAGCAAGCUAAUUGAUUGGCUGGAGAAAGAAAAACAGAUUCCUCUCGAUAAGGUGCAUCUGAUUGGAUACAGCCUCGGGGCUCAUGUGGCUGGCUUUGCAGGGAGUCACACAGCCAAUAAGAUUGGCCGGAUUACAGGACUGGACCCCGCUGGGCCAAUAUUUGAAGGAACCCACGCUCAUGGACGGCUUUCUCCCGACGAUGCCACUUUUGUCGACGUUCUCCACACCUUCACCCGGGAAUCUCUAGGAAUCAGCAUCGGGAUUCGUCAGCCAAUUGGACACGUGGACAUCUAUCCGAAUGGAGGGAGUUUCCAACCCGGCUGUGACCUACAGAAGGCUGUGAACAACAUUGCCACGUUUGGCAUCUUUGCGUUUUCGGAAGCUGUGAAGUGUGAACAUGAGCGAUCGAUCCACCUGUUCAUCGACUCCCUGCUGUACAAGGAACAGCCCUGCAAAACCUAUCGCUGUAACAACCCCAAAUCCUUCGAGAAGGGCAUGUGCCUGAACUGCCACAAAAAUCGCUGCAACACGCUGGGCUACGACGUCAAGCGGGUCGCCAGUAAGAAAAGUACCAGGAUGUACUUGAAGACCCGGGCCAACAUGCCAUUCCGAGUUUAUCAUUACCAGCUGAAGAUCCACUUCUGCAGCAAGGUCAACCACUUUGACAUCGACCCCGCCCUCUCAGUGUCUCUUCAUGGGACCAAGAGUGACGUGAAGGACCUUCCCGUCGAAAUUGUGGAGAUGUUUGCACCCAACAAGACCCAUUCAUUCUUGGUGGUGACCGAGGUGGAUAUUGGAGAUCUACUGCUGAUGAAGUUUAAGUGGGAGUCCUCCUUAACCUGGGGAUCGCUGUGGAAAAGGAUGCAGAGUUCCAUCGCUUGGUACAAACUUUCGCUGUGGGCCCCCUCCGUCAUUUCCAACUUCGAUAUCCAUGUGGAGAGGAUCCAGGUGAAGUGUGGAGAAUCUCAAAAAAAGACGACAUUCUGCUUAAAGGACUCUUCAGCUGGGAUCUCCCCCUCUCAGGAGGUCACCUUGGUCAAAUGCCCAGCCAGAAUCAAGACAGGGUCUACUGGGAGACACCAUGGUCACAACCACUGAGAGGCAUUAAUAGCGCCGUUUCCCUGAACCAACCAGCAAUGGCAACUAAUCAUUGAUCCUCAUAACAAGAUUGACCCUUUAGGUUUUGUGUUUACUUUUUGAAAUGGUAUUUAUUUGUAUAUGCUGUAAAAGCACUGUAAAUAUUCUGUAAAGUAGAUUCAUGUGACUGUUACCAAAAUAAUUUAGAGAUUUUAUAUAUAAUGGUUUCCAAAGAUGUGCAAUGUACAGUACAUAGAGAGAAAGAAAAAUCUGCAGCUGCUGGAAAUCAGAAAUAAA